This is a messenger RNA of Lasiosphaeria miniovina, 1332 nucleotides long. RefSeq names its product cytochrome P450. NCBI's taxonomy places the organism in Eukaryota, Fungi, Ascomycota, Sordariomycetes, Sordariales, Lasiosphaeriaceae. The transcript has 7 exons. Bases 1 to 1332 code for a protein of 443 amino acids. Gene Ontology annotation, molecular function: heme binding; monooxygenase activity; iron ion binding. The record is from RefSeq and is a predicted model, not a curated record.
AUGAGUUCACACUUGGUUGCCCUCGCCGCCCUCGCAGAGGUUGUGGCUUGGGCCGCAUGGCACAAGUCGCUGUCGCUCGAUCUCGCCAUGCCGCUGGCGCUGACACUCGUCUCGCGCUUCUUCGCCUACUUCGCUCUUCAGUACGGCGCGCUGAAGUUUUACCACGUGGUCGUCUACCCCAAUUAUGUCUCUCCCCUGCGCCACCUGCCGGGGCCAAAGGACAACUUCCCGUUUAUGGGCCAGGGCAAAAAGCUGCUGACGGCGUCGUCGCCUAUUGAGGACUAUGUGAAGUGGGGCAACACGUGGCCCGACGCGCCCUUCAUCCGCCACCUCACGCUCGGCAACAUGGAGGUGCUGCUAGUCAACACGCCCGAAGCGCACCGCGAGGUGCUGCAGACGCACUGCUACUCGUUCCGCAAGCCCGACAUCCUGUACCGCCUCGUCGGCGAGAUCAUCGGCCGCGGCCUGCUGUUCACCGAGGGCGAGGAGCACAAGAAGCAGCGCCGGAUUCUGGCGGGCCUGUUCUCGGCGUCGAGCAUAAAGCGGAUGCUCCCCAUAUUCCACGAAAAGGCACGGAGCUUGACCAAGUUCCUCGAGCAGGGCUUGGACGAGAAUCGCAGGGUCACGUUUGAGGCCGUCGACGCCUUUUCAAAGAUGACCAUUGACGUCGUGGGCGUGACCGUCCUUGGCGUUGAGCUGGGCAACCUGUCAGCCUCAGACAAGAAGAUGGACUUCCUGAAGUGCUACCACCGCCUCUUCAACCAGUCGCCGCUGGGCGCGCUGAUCGGCUUCGUCAACAUCUACGUGCCCGUGAGAAAAUGGCUGCCAGUCGAAGCCAACCUGGGCUUCAUUCGCGCCAACGCCGAGCUGCGGCGCAUGGUGAGCAUGUGCGUGCGCGAGCGCGUGCAGGAGAUUGAGGAGAAGCAGCGGCGCCAGCAAGCGGACGGCAAAGCGAAGGAAGGCAGUGUCGACGGCGACGGCGGCCGCGACCUACUGACCAUGAUGGUGGAGGAGCGGCGGAACUUCAAGAAGGAGGACGAGCUGACUGAGGAGGACAUGGUGAACCAUCUCCUCACCUUCCUCGCGGCCGGCCACGAGACGACGGCGAGCGCCAUGACGUGGGCCGCGUACAUUUUGGCCACCAAGCCCGGCGUGCAGGACAAGAUCCGCGCCGAGAUCUCGGCGGUGCUCGCGACGAGCGCCAACGCCGAGCCCGACCUGGCCGAGAUCGAGCGGCUGCACUACCUCAACAACUUCUGCCGCGAGGUGCUGCGGCUAUUCUCUCCAGGCAUGGCCCCCCCUCCCUUCCCAACCGCACCUCCCUUGAUCUGA